AUGUGGCCCAAUAUCAGCGCUGCCCCCUUUUUGCUGACUGGCUUCCCAGGUCUGGAGGCUGCCCAUCACUGGAUCUCCAUCCCCUGGAUCUCCAUCCCCUUCUUUGCAGUCUACGUCUCUGUGCUUCUUGGCAAUGGCACUCAUGACCACAGCCUCCAUGAACCCAUGUACUAUUUCCUUGCCAUGCUGGCAGGCACAGAUCUGAUGGUGACAUUGACCACGAUGCCUACUGUCAUGGGUGUCUUAUGGAUGAAUCACCGGGAGAUAAGCCACGGAGCCUGCUUCCUGCAGGCCUACUUCAUUCACUCCCUUUCAGUCGUGGAAUCGGGUAUCUUACUUGCCAUGGCCUAUGACCGUUUUAUUGCCAUCCACAAUCCCUUGAGAUACACUUCCAUUCUCACCAAUAUUCGAGUGGUAAUGUUAGGGAUGGGAGCUUUCAUGAGGGGUUUUAUAUCCAUUAUCCCUGUAAUCUUGCGUCUCUUUUCAUUUCCAUAUUGCCACUCUCAUGUUCUCUCCCAUGCUUUCUGUCUUCAUCAAGAAGUCAUGAAACUGGCCUGUGCUGACAUAACUUUCAAUAGACUUUACCCUGUAAUUUUGGUUUGUUUAACAAUCUUCCUAGAUUCUCUGAUCAUCCUUUUCUCCUAUAUCCUAAUUCUUAAGACUGUCAUGGGCAUAGCCUCCGGUGAAGAGAGAACCAAAGCCCUCAACACUUGUAUCUCCCACAUCAGCUGUGUCCUCAUCUUUUAUGUCACUGUGAUUGGUCUGUCAUUCAUCUAUAGGUUUGGGAAAAAUGUGCCAUCAGUGGUCCACAUUAUAAUGAGCUAUGUCUACUUCCUCUUUCCUCCUUUAAUGAAUCCUAUCAUCUAUAGCAUCAAGACCAAGCAAAUUCAAUAUGGCAUUCUUCGCCUUUUAUCCAAAGAUCGAUUCGGAAGUUAA
Messenger RNA from Ailuropoda melanoleuca (giant panda), 936 nucleotides. RefSeq names its product olfactory receptor 51B2. Gene Ontology annotation, biological process: G protein-coupled receptor signaling pathway. Gene Ontology annotation, molecular function: G protein-coupled receptor activity; olfactory receptor activity. Lineage: Eukaryota; Metazoa; Chordata; Mammalia; Carnivora; Ursidae. Gene Ontology annotation, cellular component: plasma membrane. The record is from RefSeq and is a predicted model, not a curated record.